AUGGCCAACCAAGGUCCAGCUUCAGCUUCUACAGCUGCCCAGACUAUUGCAACAAACGAUGAGCACCGAUCGCUGUACUUGUCCUACAUUGAACACUGCAAUGCGCACAACUUCAAUGCGAUGGAGGCAUUUUAUACAUCGCCAAUCAACAUCAAUGACAAACCUUGGUCCCCGUCUGAAGUCACGGCGCAGUUCAAGCCUCUAGUUGCUGCAUUCCCGGACUGGCAAUGGACGAUUAGGCACCUGACUAUCGAAAACGGUUAUAUGGCACUUCACUUGAGUGUAACUGGCACUCAUCAAGGCGAAUUCCAGGGGAUCCAACCAACCGGACGCCGCGUGACUACGUCGCAGUUUACCCUCUACCGACUAAGGGAUGGGAAAUUCACCGAUGUUUGGGAUCUUAUCGAUAUAAACUCAGUGGUAGACCAGAUCAAACAAGUCGGAUCAAAAUGA
Trichoderma gamsii is the source of this 453-nucleotide messenger RNA. RefSeq names its product aspartyl-tRNA synthetase. The record is from RefSeq and is a predicted model, not a curated record. Lineage: Eukaryota; Fungi; Ascomycota; Sordariomycetes; Hypocreales; Hypocreaceae. The transcript has a single exon. Gene Ontology annotation, biological process: polyketide metabolic process. The coding region runs from base 1 to 453 and encodes 150 amino acids.